AUGUAUUCAAUAAACGGGCAGCCAUCUGUUGCUGUUAUCGGCGCAGGAUUCAGUGGAUUAUGCGCGGCAAUUCAAGUGAAGAAGCAAUUGGGCAUUCAGGCACAGUUAUAUGAGAUUUCGUCUGAUAUCGGUGGGACUUGGCAUGCAAAUACCUAUCCAGGUUGCGCUUGUGAUAUACCUAGCCCUCUUUAUUCAUUCAGCUUUGAGUUGAAUCCAAAUUGGUCACACCAUUAUAGCCCUCAGAAAGAAAUACAUGAAUAUAUGAAGGAUGUAGCACAGAAGUAUAAUAUAUAUCAGCAUACCCGUUUCAAUACAGAAGUGAUUCAGAUUGCUUGGCUAGAAGACAAACACGUCUGGAGAUUGGAGAGUCGAUCAACUAACAAUGUAGAUGAUCGUAUAGUAGUCGAAUUUUAUAAUUAUGUAUUUUUUGGUCCAGGCCCUUUGAGAGUUGUAAAUAAACCAACAGAAUUGAGAGGCUUUACUGGUAUAUCUGUUCAUACAGCUCAAUGGGACAAGUCUAUUGAUUUUGCCAACAAAACAGUCGCUGUAGUGGGAAGCGGUGCAAGUGCCAUUCAAGCUAUACCUGUACUACAAAAAACUGCGAAAAGAAUCCUUAGCUAUCAGCGGACGCCGGCAUGGAUUGUCCCAAGAGAUCAAUUCAAAUACUCUCGUUUCGUGCAAUUUGCUUUAAAACACGUUCCCUUUUUAAUGCGUUUAUACAGAAAUACGGUCUUCUUCCAGCAUGAGCUUUAUUACAUUGGUUUUGGUUACCACGGUUCUUUCAUCAGCAAAAUGGUCCAGAAACUCUUUGAAAAGUUGACAGCGUACAGAUUGAAGAAGGCUGGGCGUAUGGACCUUAUACCUAUCUUGACCCCAUCCUAUCCUUUAGGGUGCAAGCGUAUAGUGAAAUCUGAAAAUUACUUAGAAGCUUUGGCCAAACCUAAUGUAACAGUGAUUCCAAGAGCUGUGAAAGAAACCUUUGGAAAUAUUGUCGUGGACACUGAAGGAAAUAAAGAAGAAGUCGACGUUCUUGUCAUGGCCACGGGGUUCAACGUUCAAGGAUUUCUUGGAAAUUUACAAAUCUACGGUAGACAAGGCUUAUCUUUACAAGAAGAAUGGCUCUCUAAUUUCCCAGAAAUGUAUAAAGGAACAACAAUUCAUGGUUUUCCUAAUUUUUUCCUGUUGCUAGGUGCCAAUGUUGGUUUAGGUCAUAACUCAGUGGUGACAAUUAUUGAAUGUCAAGUCAACUUAGCAAUCAAAUUAAUGAAACACGCAAUCAAAAGCAACAUUAUUGCUUUAGAGCCUAAGUUGGAGGCACAGAAACAAUAUGUCGCAAAAUUGAGGAAUAGUUUUAAGGGUACCGUAUGGAAGAGUGGUUGUAGCUCUUGGUAUUUGAAUAAGGAUGGAGAUGUAUUUGGACUGUGGCCCGGAACGGUUACAAGUUUCUGGUGGAAUACUAAGCGUGUUCCUCUGGAUAGCUUUAUACAAUAUAGGCUUUAG
Molecule: messenger RNA, 1500 nt
Organism: Mycotypha africana
Lineage: Eukaryota; Fungi; Mucoromycota; Mucoromycetes; Mucorales; Mycotyphaceae
Exons: 8
Coding region: 1-1500 (499 amino acids)
Molecular function (GO): flavin adenine dinucleotide binding; N,N-dimethylaniline monooxygenase activity; NADP binding
Source: RefSeq, a predicted model, not a curated record